Molecule: messenger RNA, 459 nt
Organism: Necator americanus (New World hookworm)
Lineage: Eukaryota; Metazoa; Nematoda; Chromadorea; Rhabditida; Ancylostomatidae
Exons: 1
Coding region: 1-459 (152 amino acids)
Source: RefSeq, a predicted model, not a curated record
AUGGAGAUCUUGUGGAUAGGGAUUAUGAUAUCGUGUCCUCACGAGUCAGUUAUCCUUUCGUCUAUCCAUAUUGAGCGGAUGAUCUUUGUCAUUUAUAGAAUUCCAGAUGAAGGAAGAGAUUUCAGCAUUUCUGCACCGAUUCCACCGUCUUCUCCAGAACUGUCAAUCACCGUCUCCCUUAAGCAGGCUAGAAUCUCUAACGCAGUUGGUGGUUCCUUUCUGAGCACAAUUCACAUCGGUUGGUGGACAUGUUCGAGUUUAGGGGCUGACGAUUCUUGUUGGCUUAGCAAAGCGCUGAAAUGCUCUCUACAAAGUGGUGCAGUUGCCACGCCACCGGCGAUUCUGUUGGCCGUGUUGAGGCUAGAUGAACACUCCACAUUAUGCCACUAUGCUCUCUUAGUAGAGCAUAAGGACUUCUCCGGUCCUUGCCUCCCAUGCCUUUUCAAACUCCUCUCUUGA